AUGAAGUUUUUCAGAAUAAUUUUCGUUUCUUCUCUUUUUCUGGUGAAAUGCUUUGCCUAUGGUGGAAACGAGGCCGGGGGAAUAUCUCUGGCUGUACCGCAGUCUACAGGCAGUGGCGGUAGUAGUGGCUAUGAUGCAUCUUCUGGCGCAGGCGGUAUUUCUCUAAAUGGCGGCGGUGGCGUUAACAUUGCUGGACCAAUAUCACUCAGCGGUCCAGCAAGAAAUAGUGCCGGCUCUUACUUGGGCGGUGGAGGUGGUGGCGGUGGUGGUGGUCUUGGUCGUUACCAGGCAGCCAUUUUCACAAAACACACCGUCGAGACGAGACCGGUAAUGACCAGCAAUGAGCUCACUCAACCAGCCAUCAUUGAGGUCGACGGUGGAGAUCUACCCCUUGAGUUGGUCUUCAAGUCAACCACCAGUCGUUUAAAGGUGCGACAACAGCAUGUGUCAACUGGGGGAGGUCAAAUUCAAGAAACUAACUCAGAAGAGCCAGUAUCCAUAUUACGAAACACUGUGCGACGUCCUA
Messenger RNA from Rhagoletis zephyria (snowberry fruit fly), 526 nucleotides. The record is from RefSeq and is a predicted model, not a curated record. NCBI's taxonomy places the organism in Eukaryota, Metazoa, Arthropoda, Insecta, Diptera, Tephritidae.